CCUAGAUGUAUUAAAAGUGUUGAUUCCUACUAAGAUACAGGAUACUGUUUUUUUAGAGGCUAGAACCCAAUUUUACUCCUCUGUGGAGUACAAUUAUGGAGGCAGAGGAAUUAUUAUUCAUAUAUCUUAAGUAUGACUUCAUUACGCUCCAGUAUGACCUAUUUGUAGCAGAAGGAAAGUUCAUCAUUGUCAAAUCUUAUCAUCUUUAUGAUAGUAGUAGUAGUUUAAUACUAUUCAAACUUCUUGAAUGUGAGAUAAUGUUAAUAAUUUUGAUGCAUAAAAGCCACUUCUUAAUAAUAAUCUAGUAACAAGAUAAUAUAUAUUUAUCCUAGAUUUGAGAUUUAUUAGCGAUCCUCAUGAUAUUUAAGUAUAUGCUAGUGGAAGCUGGACACCA
This is a messenger RNA of Paramecium octaurelia, 394 nucleotides long. The record is from the annotation of a GenBank genome assembly. NCBI's taxonomy places the organism in Eukaryota, Ciliophora, Oligohymenophorea, Peniculida, Parameciidae.